This is a messenger RNA of Boeremia exigua, 2013 nucleotides long. RefSeq lists its product as uncharacterized. Lineage: Eukaryota; Fungi; Ascomycota; Dothideomycetes; Pleosporales; Didymellaceae. Gene Ontology annotation, biological process: transmembrane transport. The transcript has 2 exons. Gene Ontology annotation, cellular component: membrane. The record is from RefSeq and is a predicted model, not a curated record. Gene Ontology annotation, molecular function: myo-inositol:proton symporter activity. The coding region runs from base 193 to 1911 and encodes 572 amino acids.
UGUGCCAUGGAGACUCCACGCGUACGUCACACAAUAUUGGAGAGGGUACCAUGGGGAUUUUCUCCAUGGGCCGGUCCUCUCCACUGGGGAUUUAAAAGGCGGAGACAGACCUCAGAGCAGGGCGAAGUGAAAGCACUUUCCUCACCCUUCACUCUUAUCUCUGCCGCUGAUCUUUGUUGAUCACUGCCUGCCAUGUCCAUGGACGAGAAAGACCCCAAGAUGUACGAGGAGGUUGCACCGGCUGCUCCUGGCAAGGCUGGAGAGAUUGCCGUCGCCCCUCCCGCAGACUACAACGCACCAAAGGCCAAAACUGAACAGCUCGAAAACGCUCGUGGCUGGGAGUCGGACAACCUGAUCCACGACCUAGAGAAGGAGCUUGAGCUGUCUGGCUACAAGAAGGGCAUUUUCGACCUCGAGUUCAAGAACCCCAAGCACUUCACUUGGCUUCUUGUUGUUUUCGCGUCGAUGGGAGGUCUCCUCUCUGGACUCGACCAGUCGCUCAUCUCUGGUGCCAACCUGUUCCUGCCCGCGGAUCUCGGUCUUACAGACCAGCAAAACUCCCUUGUCAACUCCGGCAUGCCGCUAGGUGCUAUCGCUGGUGCUUUCCUCAUCUCGCCCUGCAACGAAUACUUUGGUCGCCGCUGGGCUAUCCUCAUCUCCUGCAUUCUAUACACUAUCGGUGGUGCUCUUGAGGCAGGCUCUAUGAACUAUGGCAUGAUCGUUGCCGCUCGUGUCAUCCUCGGCGCUGGUGUUGGCCUUGAGGGCGGCACAGUUCCGGUGUACGUCGCCGAGACGGUCGAAAGUCGCCUUCGUGGAAAUUUGGUCUCGCUCUACCAAUUCAACAUCGCUCUCGGCGAAGUACUUGGAUAUGCUGUCGCAGCAAUGUUCGUCAGCGUUCCUGGAAACUGGCGCUACAUCCUUGGUUCGUCGCUGGUCUUCUCUACCAUCAUGGGCGUCGGCAUUCUCUUCAUGCCCGAAUCUCCCCGUUUCUUGAUGCACAAGGGCAAAACACUCGAGUCCUUCAAGGUAUGGAAGCGUAUCCGUGGAAUCGAAACGCUGGAGACUCGUCAGGAGUUCUUCAUCAUGAAGGUCAGUACCGAGGAGGAAGAGGCCGAGGUCGCUGCCAGCCGUACCAACCGCUUCCCCUGGAUGGACUUCUUCACCAACCCCCGCGCUCGCCGUGCUAUUAUCUACGCCAACACUAUGAUCUUCCUCGGACAAUUUACUGGUAUUAAUGCAAUUAUGUAUUUUAUGUCGGUAUUGAUGCGACAGCUGGGGUUUGACGACUACGAGGCCAACUAUAUGUCCUUGGUCGGUGGUGGUUCUCUUCUGAUCGGUACCAUCCCUGCUAUCUUCCUCAUGGAGACUUGCGGUCGCCGCUUCUGGGCUAUUGCUAUGUUGCCUGGUUUCUUUGUUGGUCUUAUCCUGGUCGGGGCCUCUGACCAUCUUGGAGAAGGCAACGUCAACGGCAGACUCGCCAUGUACCUCACCGGACUGGUUCUCUACGAGCUCUUCUUCGGAUCUUACGCCGCCCUGACCUGGGUUAUUCCUUCUGAGGUAUACCCUACCUACCUCCGCUCCUACGGAAUGACCACCUCCACCGCAUGGCUCUUCCUGUCAUCGUUCAUCGUUACAUACAACUUCACCGGCAUGCAGAAGGCAUUCACCCCCACAGGCCUUACUCUUGGUUUCUACGGUGGUAUUGCAGUGAUUGGUUGGUUCUACCAGAUCUUCUUCAUGUACGAGACGAAGAACAAGACUCUUGAGGAGAUUGACCAGCUCUUCAUGAAGCCCACCAGUCAGCUUGUUAAGGAGAAUGCUGCAAGCUCCCUGGGUGUUACAAAAGACUUGCUUCAUGGACGCUUCAGGAAGGUGUUCAUUGAGAAUAACCGCCUGGAGUCAGAGUACUAGGGCGCGGGAGAUGAUAAGACGGAGAGUAACGAGUUAUGUCUGAAUGUCUGUCUCUGAUGAUGUAGUUGUUAUAUAUACUGUUGAACAAGAUUAAUUAUUCCA